Molecule: messenger RNA, 891 nt
Organism: Acomys russatus (golden spiny mouse)
Lineage: Eukaryota; Metazoa; Chordata; Mammalia; Rodentia; Muridae
Gene: Rgs16
Product: regulator of G protein signaling 16
Exons: 5
Coding region: 147-752 (201 amino acids)
Source: RefSeq, a predicted model, not a curated record
GCCACGGCCCCGGCGCGUGCUGAUCUACCGACCCCAUCCUCGGACGCUGGUACUUGCGAACACCCUCGCUUUUCUGUCUUCUCCUUUAGUGCCCUGCGGAGCCCGCCACUAUUCUCUCCACGACGUGCUGCCCUGCGCCUGCAAGCAUGUGCCGCACCCUGGCCACCUUCCCCAACACCUGCUUGGAGAGAGCCAAAGAGUUCAAGACACGUCUGGGGAUCUUUCUUCAUAAAUCAGAGCUGAGCUCCGAUACCGGGGGUAUCGGCAAGUUCGAGUGGGCCAGUAAACAUUGCAAAGAGAGAAGCUUCUCAGAAGAUGUACUGGGAUGGAGAGAGUCUUUUGAUUCGUUGCUGAGCAGUAAAAAUGGGGUGGCGGCCUUCCAUGCCUUCCUGAAGACGGAGUUCAGCGAGGAGAACCUAGAAUUCUGGCUGGCCUGCGAGGAGUUCAAGAAGAUACGAUCAGCCACCAAAGUAGUCUCCAGGGCUCACCGCAUCUUUGAUGAGUACAUUCGAAGUGAAGCCCCUAAAGAGGUGAACAUAGAUCACGAGACCCGAGAGCUGACCAAGACCAACCUACAGGCGGCCACUGUCAGUUGCUUCGACGUGGCUCAGGGGAAGACUCGCACCUUGAUGGAAAAGGACUCCUAUCCGCGCUUCCUCAAGUCACCUGCUUACCGGGACCUGGCUGCCCAAGCCUCCACCACCUCCACCUCUGCAUCUAGCAGCAGCCCAGCUGAGCCUUCACAUACCUGAGCCUUCACAGCAACAAAGAAGCCAGCAGGAAGAGAGGUGGAGUCACCCACAUCCCUGAAGCAGCUGCCCCCUGUGGAAGACAGGUCCUGCCCAGCAAGUGCGAGAGGACAGUGAAGGGAUGGACGGUCCCCCUCCCCCA